Messenger RNA from Cyphellophora europaea CBS 101466, 372 nucleotides. RefSeq lists its product as uncharacterized. The coding region runs from base 1 to 372 and encodes 123 amino acids. Gene Ontology annotation, biological process: protein folding; chaperone-mediated protein complex assembly. Gene Ontology annotation, cellular component: cytoplasm; prefoldin complex. Gene Ontology annotation, molecular function: protein-folding chaperone binding. The transcript has 2 exons. NCBI's taxonomy places the organism in Eukaryota, Fungi, Ascomycota, Eurotiomycetes, Chaetothyriales, Cyphellophoraceae. The record is from RefSeq and is a predicted model, not a curated record.
AUGGCCGACCAACAACAACUGCAGGUCCUCUCAGAGGCUCUACAGAAGUUCCAGGACGACCUCCAAGGCGCUGUUGAAGCACGACAAAAGCUUGAAGCGCAGCAGUCUGAGAACCAGGCUGUAAAGAAGGAAUUCGACGGCCUUACCGAUGAAUCUGGAAUCUACAAACUGGUGGGGCCGGUGCUGCUCAAGCAGGAGAAGCCCGAGGCGAUGAGCGCGGUGGAAGGCAGAUUGGAAUACAUUGGCAAGGAAAUGACCAGGACAGAAGACAGAAUCAAAGAGUUGCAGACUGCGGCGGAUAGUAAGCGCGUUGAGCUCAUGCAGUUGCAACAGAAACUGCAGAUGGCUGGCCAGGGACAAGGCAGUGGCUAA